This is a messenger RNA of Camellia sinensis, 903 nucleotides long. NCBI's taxonomy places the organism in Eukaryota, Viridiplantae, Streptophyta, Magnoliopsida, Ericales, Theaceae. The record is from RefSeq and is a predicted model, not a curated record.
ACAAAACAAACAAAACAUUAUUUGGACUUUGAACAGAAACAGAACAGGGAAGGAAAUGGAUUUGGAGUCAGUGAAGAAAUACUUGGAGAGAGAUGGAAGCCGAAACGCAACAACAAUCGAUGAAAUGCCCUCUAAAUUCUUCGAGCCCUUCGUCAUGCAAGGCCUCUCUAUCGAUCUCCUCGAACCAGGCCGACUCAUCUGCUCCAUGAUAGUCCCUCCUCGUUUACUGAACACUGGGAAUUUCUUGCACGGCGGUGCCACGGCGACCCUGGUGGACAUAGUGGGUUCGGCUGUUAUUUACACAGUGGGUGCUCCCUUCACUGGCGUUUCUGUUGAGAUUAAUGUCUCCUACUUGGAUUCUGCUUAUGUUGGUGAGGAAAUCGAGAUAGAAAGCAAGGUUUUGCGUGUUGGAAAGGCUAUUGCUGUUGUCAGUGUUGAGCUGAGAAAGAAAAAGACCGGGAAAAUUAUUGCUCAAGGCCGCCAUACCAAGUACCUUGCUGUCUCCAGUAAAAUGUGAACCUCCUCCUCCAGUAGUUUUUAGCUACAUAAUUAUAUAUUUUUAAUUAUUUGGACCCAAUAAAGUAUUCUUCACCAUGUAUUCAACUAAAAGAAUCUGAUUUGUACGAAACAACCAAUGCAAAAUACAACUCCUUUGGUUUGGAGGUUUGAUGAGACUGACUCAGAUGAUGCCAUUUGAUAUGGAAUGAUUGCUGCAUAAAAGACCACGAAUUGGGAGUCACAAAACUACAGAUGGAGCAAUAUGAGUAAAACUGUUUCUUUUAUGGUAGGUUUUAUUGCCUGAUGUGUAUGGUUAAAAUGAUUUAUUUUAUUUGAUGUGUGUAUUUAGAAUUAUUGAUAAUAGUUUGGCAUCCAGAAUAAUGUUACAAACUUCAACCGUGCCAA